AUGUACCAGACGCCGGAUCCACGAGGGAUGCCCCAGCCGCCUCCACCACCGGCCCCUCAGGUCGUCGAGCAAGAGUGUGCGCCAGUCGAGCCACCUCUUCCUGUUCAUGAGCCGAUGGACACGUCGCCUACCGCGUCCACGUCCUGCCAAUCACCGCAAGCGCCCAUGACGCCGCCGACGCUCCCUCCAUCAGCUCCGAUGACCCCGCCUGUUCCAUCACGCGCACCCUCUCCCCCUGUUUACCCGGCGUGCAUGCUACGCAAGCAGGAGUCGCCAGUGCCGCUCCCGCCAGUGCCGCCCCAAUGCGAGUUACCGCCAAACGACGAUCUCUACGCACACAACCAAUACAACGCACUGCCACCCACUCAGACGACCUAUCCGAUGCCACCGAUGCCCAACGGGUGGCCUCCGAUGCCACUCAUCUCGUUUGAACAGGCAUGCCUGAUGGCAAGCGCCUUCCCUUACUUGCCAUGGUGGAACGCUAUGCUCGCUCUCGCUUCAUGCCCGCCCGUACCACCGCCAGCACCGCCCACCCAGGAGCAACACUCCGCGCCAACCGUACCUCCAUGGGACAUGCCCGCACCCGUCGGCUACGGCGGUCAGCAGCCUGGCUUCGAGCAGUUCAUGGCGAACAUCACGAACUGUCCGACGGCGUGGGGUGUACCUCCAGUACCGCCUAUGCCGCCUGUCCCUCAGCCGGAGGUGCCUCUCGCUAACGAGACGUGCGGGGCCGCGUCAUUACCGUCUGAUGACUUCAGCCAGCUGCUGCUGGAUAGCAUGCUCGUCGAGAACAUGCCCUGCUCGAUGGACCCCAUGACGUGGGAGUCAUCGCCAGAGUCAUCUUCAAGCGACGCAUCGCUCUCGCCGCUGUGCUCAUCCUCGUCUUCGCUUGACACAUCGUGCCCUUCCCUCUGCACGCCAGGCGCCUCGCCGGGCAUCGAGUCCUUCGAGUCCGACAACUUCUUCGGCAUGCCCCCGUCGGAGCCAUCGGGCCUACCCGACAUGAGCAUCGACUUCUCUGCCUGGGACCUCUCAUUACCGUGCGAGGACGAACAACAGCAGAUAGACGCACAGGGCAUGUUCCAGCCAUUCCUGCCGCGACCAGAUAACUGGCUCUCACCGGAAUUCGCAUGA
Schizophyllum commune H4-8 is the source of this 1134-nucleotide messenger RNA. RefSeq lists its product as uncharacterized. NCBI's taxonomy places the organism in Eukaryota, Fungi, Basidiomycota, Agaricomycetes, Agaricales, Schizophyllaceae. The record is from RefSeq and is a predicted model, not a curated record. Bases 1 to 1134 code for a protein of 377 amino acids. The transcript has 3 exons.